CGUUCGAUUGAUGUCGGUUCGCCACUCGUUCGCAUUCGCGCACAAAUAUACAAUAAAUUUUUAGGCGGCGUCCAGACCAGACCUUAAAUCACAACUCUUCACACGCCAUAGUGUGCGCGCGCGAAUUCAUCCAUUUUUUCCUUUCCUCUGGCGGAAAAUCUAUUGCGUGUCCCGGAGGUAUAUAUCUUAAUCGGGAAAAUAUAUCCGUGGCACACACGCGCACAGUGGUGGGAGGGCGCGAUAUAAAAAGAAUUGGAGAGGAAAUUGAAUAAGCAGAGGCCGCCGACAUGCAGCAGCACCCCCUCAAGACGCGACUCGCGGCCGUGAUGCUCCUCGCGGCCGCCACUUGUGCAGCAGCGAUGCCACAUUCACAGAGUGACAGCAUGAUCCGAGACAUGGAAAUCGUCAAGAAGUGCAACUACACCUCGCCCGUCGCAAAAGACGUGCUCAAUUCUGCCCUGAUCAACAAAAUUCUGCUCGAUUCCAACAAUUACGCAUUCAAGUGUUUCCUGCACUGUCUCUAUCGAGAGUAUGGCUGGAUGGACCAUCGAGGCGAAUUCCAGUUGAAGCCAAUGAAAGUUUUCUUGCACGACGCCCGCCUGCCAAUCUCGAUCAUUCGCAAAUUGCUGCUUUUUUGCACCGACACUGAAUCUAGGGACAAAUGUGACCGCGCGUACGACUACACCCAGUGCUUCUGGGGAAUAGUGAAAAAGCCGCAGUUGUUGGAAGAGGGCCAGGAUGAUCCCUUCGGCGUGAGCGACGACUUUGAGACACCUUAUCACCUUCUGGACGAUGAAGCCAACUGAAAUCAAUACGCCCCUGUAAUCAAUUUCCCGCUGCAACGCAAAAUCUGUAUCUACGAUAAUAAUUAAUCACGUGCGUCAUCUGUCAAAACACAUCCGAGCAGAAAAUUUAUCGUUCAUACCACAGUUCACCAUUUUUGCAUAUUAUUGUAUGUUAUAUAUUACAAAGUAUUUAAUCAUUGAUGUAUGUUAACCUUUAUUACUUAAAAUUUAUUUUAAAGCCAAAGACAAAAAUAAAAUAUCUAUAGCCAGGAUGUGAUCAAAAAUUAA
Neocloeon triangulifer is the source of this 1073-nucleotide messenger RNA. RefSeq lists its product as uncharacterized. Lineage: Eukaryota; Metazoa; Arthropoda; Insecta; Ephemeroptera; Baetidae. Gene Ontology annotation, molecular function: odorant binding. Gene Ontology annotation, biological process: sensory perception of smell. The coding region runs from base 288 to 806 and encodes 172 amino acids. The transcript is spliced from 7 exons. The record is from RefSeq and is a predicted model, not a curated record.